GGUGUGUGCUGUUGGUCACUAUGGCAGUGCCUUUUGUGGAGGACUGGGAUUUAGUGCAGACUCUUGGAGAAGGCGCUUAUGGAGAAGUUCAGCUGGCCGUGAAUAGACGCACUGAAGAAGCGGUGGCAGUAAAAAUCGUGGACAUGAAACGGGCUUUAGAAUGUCCAGACCAGAUUAAGAAAGAGAUCUGCAUCAACAAAAUGUUAAAUCAUGAGAACAUUGUCAAGUUCUAUGGGCAUCGGCGAGAAGGAACUAUCCAGUAUCUCUUCCUAGAAUAUUGCAGUGGUGGAGAGCUCUUUGACCGAAUAGAGCCUGACGUAGGGAUGCCUGAAGCAGAUGCACAGAAAUUUUUUCAUCAGCUUAUCGCUGGUGUAGUCUAUCUACACAGUAUAGGAGUAACACAUCGUGACAUUAAGCCUGAGAAUCUGUUGUUAGAUGAAAGAGAUAACCUCAAAAUUUCUGACUUUGGGCUAGCAACAGUGUUUAAAUACAAUGGCCGCGAACGAUUGUUGAACAAAAUAUGUGGCACGCUCCCCUAUGUUGCCCCAGAGGUGCUUAAAAGAAAAGAGUUUCACGCUGAACCGGUUGAUGUUUGGUCGUGUGGCAUAGUACUCACAGCUAUGUUGGCAGGAGAAUUACCGUGGGACCAGCCUGUUGACUCUUGUCAAGAGUAUGUUGACUGGAAAGAACAGAAAACUUAUAUUUCACCGUGGAAGAAGAUUGAUUCAUUGCCACUGGCUUUACUCCUCAAAAUAUUAACUGAGAAUCCCACGUCAAGACUUACUAUAGCAGACAUAAAAAACGACAGAUGGUACACAAAACCUUUAAAGAAAGGUAUAAAGCGGUCUCGGAUGUCCUCGGGGGGAGUUUCUGAAUCCCCAGGAGGUUUUUCCAAGCACAUUCGAUCGGAUAUGGACUUCUCCCCAGUGAAAAGUGCACACAGGAACCCGUGGCAGCGCUUGGUGAAGAGAAUGACCCGGUUCUUUUUGAAGUUAGAUGCUAAUCAGUCUUACCAGAUCCUGAAGGACGUUUGUGAAAAAAUGGGAUACAUCUGGAAAAAAGGUUGCGCAAACCAGGUCACCAUAUCAACAACAGACAGGCGAAAUAACAAACUGAUUUUCAAGGCAAACCUGGUAGAGAUGGAUGACAAAAUUCUUGUGGAUUUCCGUCUGUCUAAGGGUGAUGGUCUGGAGUUCAAGAGACACUUCCUGAAGAUCAAGGGGAAACUGAGCGACGUUGUCAGUGCACAGAAGUUAUGGCUUCCAGUCACAUGAUCACAUUGUGAUUGAGAGCAGGUCCAUUUUUGAUUCUGCCAUGGGACGUCUCUUCCUUUCAUGUGCUGUUCUUCAGAGGCACAGUGGACAUUCAUUUUAGUUUUCAGGUGACAGGUGUACAAGCAAUCUGCAUAAGAUGAUGGGUAAUGACUACUGUGAAGAUGCACAUUUGCAAAGAUUUGCUAGGAUAUCUCUCUCAUGUCACUGUGAUCAUGAGAGUGUCUUUGUUGAAGUUUCAUUUUGUAAGUCAUUCAAAACUUUUUGUUAGACAUCUUGAUCCAAAUGCAUAUGUUUUCUCCUUUUUUCAAAGUUCCACAGUUGCAAAAUAAUACACACUGAGUGUAUCUGUGAACUAUUUCUUUUUAAAGGGUGAGAAAAAUCAUCCCCUGUCUGCUUAAACCAACAUUUCUGCCCACCCCCUCCAGUUUAUUUUAUAUAGAUGUGAUUAAGGCUUGACAAGUGCUGAGGAUCCAGAGUGAAACUCAGAGCAGAACAGUUGGUUUAAUUUAUAAUUAGUUUCCUGUCCAGGACUGUUGAAUGAAGCUGUGCAAUUCUGUAGUUUAGGCUGGUAUUUUUUUUUACUUGUUCUGUUCUUAAAAAAAAGAAAGAAACAGGGCACUAUAAGAUAUUAACACUGUUUAUUCUUGUUUUAAAUAUUAGCUGUUUUCAAGGUUUAGCUCCUUUCUCACUCCGCCAGACAUUUCCUUACAUUUGUUAAGGCUCUGAAAUAGAAGUGGUGUGAACAGCAAGAUGUGAGAUGGAAUUCCUCUUGUAGACGUCAAACAUUUUAGUCCGUGUUAAAGGUGCCUUAGUCCUUUCUUGAAGAAACAACAACCAUGUGUCAGAUUGUGAUUAUACUUAAGUGGACCAUUAUAGGCAAAGUGAAGUGUAAGGUCACAGGACACAAUCCUAGUCAUACUGUACAAGAAUGUGAAUUUUUAAAGUGUCUGUAAGAAAAUAAAAUAAUGCACAAAAUAAAGUAUCUUCUAAAACUGA
Pogona vitticeps (central bearded dragon) is the source of this 2270-nucleotide messenger RNA. Lineage: Eukaryota; Metazoa; Chordata; Lepidosauria; Squamata; Agamidae. The record is from RefSeq and is a predicted model, not a curated record.